Messenger RNA from Phaeoacremonium minimum UCRPA7, 1047 nucleotides. Its product is annotated as putative dna repair protein rad51 protein. The coding region runs from base 1 to 1047 and encodes 348 amino acids. NCBI's taxonomy places the organism in Eukaryota, Fungi, Ascomycota, Sordariomycetes, Togniniales, Togniniaceae. The transcript is spliced from 3 exons. Gene Ontology annotation, cellular component: condensed nuclear chromosome. Gene Ontology annotation, molecular function: ATP binding; double-stranded DNA binding; ATP-dependent DNA damage sensor activity. The record is from RefSeq and is a predicted model, not a curated record. Gene Ontology annotation, biological process: mitotic recombination-dependent replication fork processing; DNA recombinase assembly; double-strand break repair via homologous recombination.
AUGGAGGAAUAUGAUCCCGCCCAGGAGGGCGAGGAUGGUAGCAUGACCGGCCCUGGCGCUCCUACGCCUCUCACGGCUCUCGAGGGCAUUGCAGGCCUCACCAAGCGUGAUAUCCAGCUUGUUGUUGAUGGCGGAUUCAACACCGUCGAGUCGGUGGCCUAUACGCCACGCAGAGUUCUUGAGCAGAUCAAAGGCAUUUCAGAACAGAAAGCCGCCAAGAUCCUCGGAGAGGCGUCUAAGCUGGUUCCCAUGGGCUUCACUACUGCCACAGAGAUGCACCAGCGCCGCAGUGAGCUAAUAUCGAUCACAACUGGUUCAAAGAACCUCGACACACUUCUCGCUGGCGGUGUUGAGACUGGUUCCGUGACCGAGAUUUUCGGUGAAUUCAGGACUGGCAAAUCUCAGAUAUGCCACACACUUGCGGUGACUUGCCAACUUCCAUUUGACAUGGGAGGUGGCGAAGGCAAGUGUCUAUACAUCGAUACUGAGGGCACUUUCCGACCGGUCCGGCUCCUCUCCGUCGCGAACCGCUAUGGUCUGUCCGGCGAAGAGGUCCUUGAUAAUGUGGCUUAUGCCCGUGCUUACAACUCCGAUCACCAACUGCAACUUCUGAAUCAAGCAGCCGCGAUGAUGUGCGAGACGAGAUUUUCCCUUCUGAUUGUCGACUCGGCCACAUCUCUGUAUCGCACAGAUUUCCUGGGGCGAGGAGAGUUGAGCAGUCGUCAGACACAUCUAGCCAAGUUCAUGCGAACUCUGCAGCGACUGGCUGAUGAGUUCGGCAUUGCGGUCGUUAUCACAAAUCAGGUCGUGGCCCAGGUCGAUGGUGGCCCAUCUGCGAUGUUCAACCCAGACCCGAAGAAACCCAUUGGGGGCAACAUCAUUGCUCACGCCAGUACGACGCGAAUCAGCUUGAAGAAGGGCCGAGGAGAGACGAGAAUCGCCAAGAUUUAUGACAGUCCAUGCUUACCCGAGAGUGACACAUUGUUUGCCAUCAACGAGGACGGUAUUGGCGACCCGAGCCCGAAGGACAUGGAGAAGGCCGGAUGA